AUGCGGUAUGCAUGUGUGAUUAUUUGUUUGUUUGUUUGUGUGAGUGCUAAGCGAUUUGAGACAAGAUGCAAGCUAGCGCGGGAAUUAAUCAAAGUUGGAAUGCCCACUGAUGUAUUUUUUGGACAUUGGGUAUGUCUGAUUGAGAAGGUCAGUAACCGAGAUACUAAAGCCUUUGUCGUUACACCGAGCGGCAAGAAAUUAUAUGGAUUAUAUCAGAUUCCCAGUCGAUGGUGUCGUGAAGGGAAGAAAGGUGGCGAGUGCAAUGUUGCUUGCGAAUCUUUGCUAGACGAUGACAUUAGGGAUGACACAGCGUGCGCAGUGAACAUCUUCCAUCGCGAAGGCUUCAAGUACUGGACCCAGUGGUCAGCUCGAUGCAAGAAUGAUAACUUUAUAACAAAGGAAAUAUAUAAGUGUCCAGAUCUAAUAUCCCCCCGGACAAGUCCCGAGCGAAUGUUGCACAGCGACUCAUUGAAAGUCAGGAGGCGGUACGCUAGAAGUUCUUUACAAUCACGAUAUAGCUAUUUUGGAUUACAAUGGUUACAGUAA
This is a messenger RNA of Pieris macdunnoughi, 546 nucleotides long. Lineage: Eukaryota; Metazoa; Arthropoda; Insecta; Lepidoptera; Pieridae. The record is from the annotation of a GenBank genome assembly.